This is a messenger RNA of Mizuhopecten yessoensis (Yesso scallop), 5421 nucleotides long. Its product is annotated as tripartite motif-containing protein 2-like. The transcript has 3 exons. Bases 472 to 2355 code for a protein of 627 amino acids. The record is from RefSeq and is a predicted model, not a curated record. Gene Ontology annotation, molecular function: protein binding; zinc ion binding; ubiquitin-protein transferase activity. Gene Ontology annotation, biological process: positive regulation of DNA-templated transcription. Gene Ontology annotation, cellular component: nucleoplasm; chromatin. Lineage: Eukaryota; Metazoa; Mollusca; Bivalvia; Pectinida; Pectinidae.
UGGACCCGAUUGUUCCGCGGAACAAAGUAGUCCCAGUACUAGUGUAAACUAUUUUCUAUUGAUCGGUUUAAAGCUAUCGAGACGUGUGAUCGUAGACGUGGGUAGCGCUUUCAUUUCGCCGCCUUAUAACGGUGUAGUGGCUUUAUACACAGGUGUGUACCGGUAAUGUUUACAGGUAGAUAUACCACGUACAUAGAAUCGGAGACCUAUAGCACUCGCAAGCAUCUUUUAUCAUACAGUUUGUAUAUUAUAUACCGUCUUAAAUCUUCAUAACGUGACAGGUUGACUUAACCGGUUAGAUCUACCCACGUGUGUCUCGGUGGAUGAAAGUAUACCUGUCCAUUGGAAUAGUGUAGCAGACCCUGUGUGAUACGGAGGUGCAUACAGCUCCACUAUAACAGGUGUUACAACGACUGGAUGAGAUGAACUCCUUCUGACGAAACCUUUCUCAAUCAAAGAAGUCAAACAACCAUGGCGGCCGCAUCUGACAACAUCGAUAUCUCGCGGGAAAUCUCGCUGUGUAGUUUGUGUAACGAGACUUUCAGAUCUCCCAAAGUGUUGACAUGUUUGCACAGCUUUUGUAAGACCUGUUUGGAGGAUCAUAUCGGGAAGUCGCUGGUCCAGAAUGGUCAGCGCUACUUCCCCUGUCCGACGUGUGAGGCUGAAGUCGACAUGCCAUCAGACGCCCUCCCAGGGAAAUAUGCUAAUGCCUUUAACGAGGACAGAUUUAUGGAGAAACUGGUGGAACUAAUUAACGCUAUGAAGGAGGGGAAACUGUGUGACAAUUGUGAAAGAAGGGAGGAGAAUGUAACAGCCGGAAACUGGUGUAUGGACUGUCAUGACGCUUUGUGCGACUCGUGUUUAAAAGUUCAUACGCAUGGAAAAUUCACUUCCGGUCACGUGGUUAUUGCUGUCGAAGACAUGCGCAAAAUGCCUUUAGAGACGAUAAUGAAGAAAAACAAUAAGGUUCCCUGUAUGAAACAUAAUGAGAUAAUCACGCUGUACUGUGUGGACUGUCGGGACCCCCUCUGUGUCCAAUGUAUGGCCGUGUCUCAUCGGCGCUGUGAAAACGUUGUCACGGUAAAUGACGCAAUGUCGUCGAGCACAGACGUGAAUGACGUCAUCGUUAAACUGCAGAACAUGCAGGCGUCAUUGGAGAACGCAAACGGUCUGGGGGCCAUGGACGGCAUUCUAGAGGAAAGUAUUGAGGCGUCCCGGAGCAAGAUCAUGGCGAUCUGCAAUGAACUUUGUGAAAAGGUUAGGCAGGAACAGGUAAAGUUGCUGAAGGCAUUAGAUAGUAAAGCGGAACUGGCGCGGGGCACACUGCGAGAAAAAAUUGAACCCAAGAAAAUGGGUGUCAAAGCUAUCCGUUCUGCAAAUGAAAGGAUGAAAAUGCUGACACGUUACGGAAGCGACGUAGAAGUGUUACUUGCCUACAAUCAAAUCCGGAAGCAGUUCGAUUCGUGUCAGGGUGAUCUCGAAAGUAUUGACUCUAGGGAGUCCGCUGUUAAAUUAGACUUCGAAGUCAAUGAAACAAUGGAGAAGUUCGUGAAGGAAUUUGAAAAAGUAGGGGAGGUAACUCUAGAUGAGGGCGGUAGCACCGAGGGUCUGUCGUCAUGGGGAGUCACGUGCACGUCUACUGAGGACAUCAUCGUGACUGACUGUAAAAACAAGAGGAUUCAGAAGUUCAGCAAGUUUGGCGACCUGGUCGACUACGUGCAAUUAGAGGAUGAACCAAGGGACAUAACCACGUGCGGACAGAACGACUACGUUGCCAUAACAAUGGUCGGGAAGCUGAUUAUUUACCUGACAACAAAGAAAACCAUGCAGCUUAUUAAGCGCGCCAAAACAGAGAAACAGUAUGACGGUAUUUCCUACUCCGAUAGAGAGGCUUUACUUUUGGUGACGUCACUGAAGGAACAGUGCGUGGACAAAAUACAAAUGGACGGUACAAUUCUACGAACAUUCCAAAAUAAACCGGAUGGAUUACUGUCGUUCGUGGAACCUCGGUACAUUUCGUCAUCUCCUGAUAAAUCUAUCGUGGUUUCCGAUGUCCAGGGAAACAACGUUUUGUGUUUCACACAUGACGGUAAGCCACUCUAUCAAUACACACCAAACGGAGAAAAUACUGUUAAACGACCACAGGGAGUCUGCUUUGAUAAACUUGGAAACUUGUUUAUAGCGGACUACGGAAACAACCGAGUCCAACUUCUGACCAACGAGGGUGAAUUCCAGCGUCACGUGCUAGGAGAAGAGACUGGCCUGGAGCGUCCAGUGGCGUUAAGACUCAGCAGCAGUAGCAGAAUGAUCAUCGUCCAGGGAGACGGUAUGGUCAAGGUGUUCAGUUACUCCUAACUCGUGUCCUUCACAGUCCGAAACAGUUCCGCUGUCACUCGGACUUGAUUCUGCAAAGGAGGACAAGACUGUACGGGUUAUGCCCCUUUUCCUGGAGCGAUAUUGUGCAGUUUUAAAAUAAACAAGCUAUACCGUCGGGAUUACGUAUAGUCCAGACGUAUUACCUAGAUGUAUAACUCGGAUGUGUUACCCGGAUGUUUAGUUGGGAUCAUAAAGAUAUUUUCAGUAGAACAACAAUUUAUAUAUCUAUAUAUACUGGGAUGCAAUUUAUACUUGACAUCAAUUUCUCGAAAAAAGAAAUGAAUUCAGUUGCCUCAUUAUAUGUUUGCGCCAUCGAUAUCUCCAAAAUAGUUUGUUAACACCGUUAUUUUUUUCAAACAAUGCUAAUAAUUUUGCUAUUAGGAAAUAAAAUAAAAACUGUUCGGCUAUGUAGAAGUCAUUAACUACGCGAUUAAAUUCAUGUUUAAAUGAAGAAGGAUAAUUUGUAAAAAUUAAUGACUGGAAUUUAAGUUAAUAAUACAAUAUUUAAGAAAUGUCAUGUCUAACGGAAGUAAAGUUCCAUUAAAGGAUUCACUAGUAGGGACUGAAAUUUAUGUUAAUAACAGAAGAGCAAAUCUAAGAUUUCAGAAAAAUCACCUCUAACGGAAGUUAGAGUUUCAUUAGCAAUAUAUCUGGUUACAGUAUAGGGAUAUCAGUUGCCAGUCGUCUGUAUCAUGUUAUUGUGUUUUGUAUCAUUGAAUGUUUAUUAAUUCAUACUUGCCAUCAGCAUAUAUAAAACAAAAAUGAUUGCAUUAUGGUGGAAACCACGUCAAACUUUCUCUGGUACUUCCUUUUUUGUUUUGAUAUGAAGAAAUUAGGAGCAAGAGAAAGCUGGACAUGAUAAAUAUAAAUUCAUCAGAUAGAACCCUUUAUCAUUAUUAGUAUGUAAAUACGGUUUUAUAAUGGUGUAUUGUGAUAUCAUAAGGCUGUAUGUACAAACAGAAGGAUCACUGCAGAACAAAGUUAGCCAAAAGUUGGAUCAUCUGAAUGUUUUCAACAACAGUUAAUGUGUAUGUUAUAUACAAGUGUCUAUGCUUGUACGGCGUAGUGAUCGAUAAGUAAAUACACCAUACAUUAUAUGCCUGAGUUAUGUCCCCUGUUUAUUUAACACAUGCUAAUAACCUUAUUAUUUCAUCAAUGCAUAUGUACCUUUCAUGUUAUUCACACAGAGUUCGAACAAUGAUGCUUGAUUAAACUGAUUAACUUAUUUAUAAAUUGUAUUCCAACACGACUGUCACUCCGAACUCGAUCUUUAAUUCGUUAUCUAACAUGGUUAUAACUUAACUAUAAAUACAGUUUUAGAGCGACAGUGAAAUUAUACAUAGAGCUUUUUCACGUUUCUUUUCCGAAACUAUUGUCAAAUAUUUUUCUUUCUCUUUUUUCCAUACCAACUCCCGGAAAUGUGUUUGUGAUGCUUGUAACCAUUCUGUUAUCAGAUUGUAUACGUGUACAGAUGACUACAUGUAGACUUACUCUCAGGUUUUCAAUUUUCUUGUCUAUAUAAUUGAGUAAGUCUAAUAUGACAGCAGGUAGACUUGCUCAAGUCAAUUGAGACCUAGGAUAGCCAGUCUAGACCGGAAGUGGAGGACAUAAAAUAAAUUAGCCGGAAGUUCCGGUAUUAAUUUAUAUUUCAGAACCGGCUAGCUUGUAAUGUAGUGAUGUGUUUAUGUUUUACUUUGUUAUUAUUUAUCUGUAUACUUUGACCAUACUUAUUCCGUCCACUAGAUUAUGCUAAUUAAUAUUAUUGUGCAUUUUCAUUUUACGAAAUAUUGAACUUGAUAUUUAUAGUUUGUAUAUACUUCAACACAUCCCCCUCCUGUGUAUCCAACGUAAAACACUGUUAAAAGUUGAGUGACUCGUUCUAUGAUUUUAAUUUUUAGGUAAAGGUAUAUUUAUUUCAAACUAAAUAUCGAUUUAAAUUUUUAUCACAUUUAAUUACAUGUUAUCACUGUCCCAUGAAUAGUUACUACAGCUGUACAUGUAUAAGAAAUAUACUAUGUAGUAUAAAUUUUAUUACGUUUGUAAAAAAGCAUGCUCUACGACCUCGAUUCUUUCCUUAUCUGAGGUCAUGUUCAAAGAAUUCUCCAGCGCAAAUUUUAGAUUUUUUCUUUCAGUGACGUCAGAUACCGUAGUUUUUCUACUUUAUGGUACAUUGUAGGUGUUGCUCUGAAAAUUUACAAAGAGUACAACCUAGCGGGGAGAAAUGGUUCUAAGGCAGGUAAUCCAAUCUAGACGACAUAGUCAGUACGUUUAAAUAAGAUACAUAUAUAUUAUAUGGAGGGUACAAUAUAUAGUUAUUUUAUUUUCCCAAAAAACAAGAGUCCAGCCAUAGUCAAGCUAAGGUAGCAUGUAUGACACACGUCCGUUGUGAUAACAGGUUCUUCAUGUCGACAACCUGUUAUAUGUGUAGGAUGUUCCUACAAAUAAUGUCAGAACGGUAUCCAUCAGAUAAAGCUGUGUGAGAUUUGUUGGCAACAUACUGACCAAUCUCCUAGUUAUAGCUUGCUUUGUUCAUUUCUGCAUGAUUUAAUUAUAUUUGUUAUCAAACGAAAUAAAUUGCAGAAGUAAACUACAAAGAAAAACGAUCUAGUUUCAGACAAAAAAAUCUCUACAAAUCAUUUGAAAAUGUUAGAUAAGAAUCGAAGAUAAAAUGUGCAAAGCGAAAGUAAAAUGUAAGAGUUAUUUCCCUUUGCAUCUAGGCAAAUGUGUUUAUUAAAAAUGUUUUUCCUAUUUUCAUUUAUAUAUCUUUUUUGAAAAAGGAUAUUAGAUGUAACAUAAUAUAAGAAGUCAAAAUGAACAAAUUAAGCUAUGGAUGAAGUCGUUUUAAAUCACUCGAAUAUUCCAUUUAGACAGAAGAUCUUUGCCCUAGCUUCAAAAAGUUAUCUGAGUCGAUAGCACUUGUACAUGUAACUGCUGUUUGUGACUUAUUAAUCUAAUGUUCACUAAAGUAUAUCAAUACCAGGCGUAUACAUGGUGUGUUAAUCCCUGUAUCCUUGUGUGCGACUGAUUAAACAGAUAACCUACCAG